UUGUGACCCCUCGAAUUUUGGACAAAUUUGAUAAUUUCCCUUUGGCUACGCCCCAAUCUCAGGGAGUCGCACCCAUCCUCCCGCUGCUCUACUAAUCCUUCUCCUCCGCCGCCGCCGCCGCCGCCGGCUGCUCGCUCCACGGUGAGCUCAUUGGCGUCAGACUCCUUGUUUCAACGCCCGCCAACAUCCGCCUCUGUUGUGCCCUAAACCGGUCGCUGCUCCCAAGUCAACUCCGUCCUCUCCCAGCAAUCCCUCUUUUGUGAUUGGAACAUUGAUUCGUAAUCGAGUUUUUUUUCCUUUUUAAAUCUAAAAGCUCCUUUUCCAUUACGGAAAGUUUCUCUGCCUCUGCAUCCGUUCCAGCCACGUGCCUCCUUCCUCGUGUCUCUGCUUGCGGUGCAUCCAACAUUGGACAGCAUUGUUCGAGCGAGGUUUGCUUCAUCCCUUCGAUCGUGAUCCGUCGAGGAUGCUGCAGACAACUGGAUUCGGCGCCCACUUGGUCUCCGUGUGUUGCUAAGAGGGGUCACUUGGCAUUACGCCGAUCUUUUUCUUAGCUUAGGACUUUUAGGUUCUUUAUCUUUACCCCCCUCUCUUCUCUUCAUGCAGCUCGAUGCGAUGGGGGAGUAAGAGAUCGAGCAAUUGGAGAUCUGAUCCAGUCAAUUGGAGGUCUUCUCUUGGCGUUGUAAGUCGAGAAACCAAGGAAUUCCCGACGCGCAACAGAUAUUUCCCUUCAGAUGGGGGAACAUCGCCUUGCCGAAGAUAGUUCCAUCAAUGGUGGAGCUCCGAAACUGGAAAACAUUCACAAAGUUUCACUCAUACCUCUUGUCUUUCUCAUAUUCUAUGAGGUCUCUGGUGGCCCCUUUGGGAUAGAAGAUAGUGUUCAAGCUGCUGGUCCACUUCUGGCUAUACUCGGUUUUCUUGUGUUUCCCUUCGUAUGGAGCAUUCCUGAAGCGUUGAUCACUGCCGAGAUGGGUACCAUGUUUCCAGAAAACGGAGGUUAUGUAGUGUGGGUCUCCUCAGCUUUGGGCCCUUUUUGGGGUUUUCAGCAAGGUUGGAUGAAAUGGCUUAGCGGUGUCAUAGACAAUGCUCUGUAUCCAGUCCUCUUCUUGGACUACUUGAAGUCUGGUGUUCCGGCUUUAGGAGGUGGACUUCCAAGAGUAUUCGCUGUGUUAAUUCUAACAAUUGCACUGACGUAUCUGAACUAUAGAGGGUUGGCCAUUGUUGGAUGGAUGGCUGUGUUUCUUGGGCUCUUUUCGAUUGCUCCUUUCGUUUUAAUGGGGUUAGUGGCAAUUCCAAAACUCAGGCCUGCAAGAUGGUUAGUUGUUAAUUGGCGCAGUGUUGACUGGAAUUUGUACUUGAACACACUUUUCUGGAACCUUAACUAUUGGGAUUCGAUCAGUACUUUGGCGGGAGAGGUGGAUAAUCCAAAGAAAACUCUGCCGAAGGCCCUCUUUUAUGCACUGAUUCUAGUGGUUGUUGGCUACUUAUAUCCCCUCCUUGCAGGUACCGGAGCCAUCCCCCUCGAUAGGGAGUCAUGGACAGAUGGUUAUUUCUCCGAUGUCGCCAAAAUCCUCGCUGGGGUCUGGUUAAGAUGGUGGGUGCAAGGGGCUUCAGCUCUGUCCAACAUGGGCAUGUUCAUCACCGAAAUGAGCAGUGAUUCUUAUCAACUCCUUGGAAUGGCGGAGAGGGGCAUGCUCCCGGAGUUCUUUGGUAAGCGAUCCCGCUAUGGAACACCUCUCGUGGGGAUACUGUUUUCUGCUUCGGGUGUGCUCUUGUUGUCAUGGAUGACUUUUCAAGAGAUAGUAGCGGCCGAGAACUUCCUCUACUGUUUCGGAAUGAUUUUGGAGUUUGUGGCCUUCAUAAAACUACGACUGAGCUACCCGAAUGCUCCUCGCCCAUAUAAAAUUCCUCUAGGGACAGUUGGUUGCAUUUUGAUGAUCAUCCCCCCUACGGUGUUGAUAUGUGUAGUUCUGGCUUUUGCCACCUUCAAAGUUAUGACUGUGAGCAUUUUUGCGAUGCUAGUCGGGUUCAUUCUUCAGCCUUGUCUGAAACAAGCAGAAAAGAGGAGACUCUGGAAAUUCCAUACAAACUCAAACCUUCCUGAAUUUAGGGAAGCUGAGCAUGACAUUAGUACUAUCGAAUCGUUGAUAGGUUAGGUUAGCCGGCGAUGCUUUGUUUAUGAUGGAAUUUCCCUGGAUUCGCUGAACUCAUUGUUGAUUGAAGCUCAUUUCCUUCUAUUUUCUGGCUUGGUUGCUAAUAAAGUUUGAUCUCUUCUCAAACUUCUGCAAUGAUUUGUUGUAUCAUCAGAGGAUUUGCUCGGCGCCCUGUGCUUGUGAAGGCGAGAAGCCUUUCACUUGGAUGGUUUCAUAGCCGCCUUCAUCGGAACUCUUGGGACUUAUCUACGAGGGUACCUUCAUUUUUGAACGAGGUGAAUGUGUUUUUUCAUCUGUAUUGACACUCGCUUAGCUAUAGCAGCCGCAUUGUUGUGCAACACCCAAUCAUUGCCUCGGCGAGGCGACGUAGUGUGGAGCGGUUAGCCAUUGAGGCUGCGGAGAUGCAAUGUGAUUAUUUAAACUGCUCUCCAAGCUGAUCGACUUUCCAGUGUAGAAGCAGCAUUUUAGACCUAGAAGAGAUCCACGAACCCUUGUUUUAAUUUCUAAAUACCCAGAAUUCUUUA
Molecule: messenger RNA, 2674 nt
Organism: Zingiber officinale
Lineage: Eukaryota; Viridiplantae; Streptophyta; Magnoliopsida; Zingiberales; Zingiberaceae
Product: probable polyamine transporter At1g31830
Exons: 2
Coding region: 732-2153 (473 amino acids)
Biological process (GO): transmembrane transport
Cellular component (GO): membrane
Molecular function (GO): transmembrane transporter activity
Source: RefSeq, a predicted model, not a curated record